Messenger RNA from Acytostelium subglobosum LB1, 2331 nucleotides. RefSeq lists its product as hypothetical. The coding region runs from base 1 to 2331 and encodes 776 amino acids. NCBI's taxonomy places the organism in Eukaryota, Evosea, Eumycetozoa, Acytosteliales, Acytosteliaceae. The record is from RefSeq and is a predicted model, not a curated record. The transcript is spliced from 2 exons. Gene Ontology annotation, cellular component: nucleus. Gene Ontology annotation, biological process: regulation of transcription by RNA polymerase II. Gene Ontology annotation, molecular function: transcription cis-regulatory region binding; DNA-binding transcription factor activity.
AUGGACGAGUUUGAAUCAUUCUUCUCACAACUCAUCCCGCCACCUGAGCAGGACUUGUGGUUGAUGACACCUCAAGACUUCAAUCCAUUGACAUGGUCACAGCCUCCAUCAUUGAACUCAUCUCAGAAUCAACUGUUGGGUAAUAUAAUUGGCAAUCAACAACAACAACAACAACAACAACAACAACAACAUCAGCAACAACAGCAACAACAACAACAGUUACAACAGCAGCAACAACAACAACAUGAUCAACAAGUAGAUCUACUUAACUCAUCACUUCAAAAGAGUUUCGCAAUGAGUCCAAAUGCCAACCCACAGCAACAACAACAACAACAACCUGGUGGCACUGAUAUGUUAUCACUCAAUGUACCAGUCAAGGUCGAAGGACAACAGGGACAAUCACCACAAUGUAUCGAUGAACUACAAAGACAACAUCAUCAGUUUGUUCAGUUCCAACAGGACUACUUACUUAAACAACAGCAACAACUUCAACAACUUUCACAGUCGGAUCAACACUUGUCCACAGCAAUACCAUCACCACAAGAUCUACUCAGCCAUCUAACGCCACAACAACAGCAGCAACAUAUAUCAUCAUUCGUACCGUCUCCAAUCAAUGUAAUGUCUCCACAGCCGUCUCUACAACAUCAACAACUACAACAGCAACAACAAUCCCAGUCACAACAGCAGCAGCCACCACAACAACAGUUCAGACAGCAGUUCCAACAACACCUUCAACAACAUGAGCUGCAGUUCCAGCAACAGAUGCAGCAGCAGAUGCAACAGCAACAACAAAUACAUAUGCAAAUGCAGCAGAUGCAACAGCAGAGGGGAGGCAGUGGCAGCGGCAAGACAAAGAAGAAGGGAAAGAAGUAUGAGGACGACGAGGAUGACGAUGACAGCAGCAAUCUAUUCUUCAACGAGUUUGGCUGCUUUGACGACGACAAGAACCCUGGCAUGCGCGUCAAUCAGAACCUUGCCAGCAGGAACUACCGACAGCGAAGAAAGGACUAUAUCAAAGAGAUCGAGGCCAAGCUUGCCUCACUCACCUUUGAGAACCUCCAGCUCAAGCGUGAGAAUGAGACACUUAAGGAAACUGGCGGCGUUGAUGUGAUGAGACCUGAGCCCGAGCUACUUGCCAUGUUGAUGGAGGGCAAGCAGAUCAUCAUCCAGAUGAGCCAGGCUAUAAAGAAGAAUGACGAGAGGACGCUGGUGUACCUGCUACAUCUCUUCCACACGGCAAUUGGCAAGCGUUACGCCAUUGCCGAGAAGGAGGUAGAGAAGAUCGUCCACCCCUACACGCAAUCAAAGCUGGCAUCGAUGGGCUACGUGCCCAAGGGCGACCGUCCACUGUUCAACAUCAGUGGAAGUGCAGCCGACGGCUGGUUCGCGCUGUUCAAGAGCGAGGCCAACAUCAGCGAGGAGCAAAACGUAAAGCUGGAGGCACUGCGACAGGACCACGACAAGCAAGAGCAGGUGCUGCGCAUCGAGCGCGAGCAGCUGGACAAGGAGAUCAAGAACUUCUACUACACCAAGAUCCUGGUGCUGCCCGACACAAGCGAAUGCUGCAGCAACUCAGAGUUCAACACACCCACGAUGUCUGGCAUGGCGGCCACUGUGACGCUCCCACAGCCAGCCGAGCCACACAUUGUCAACAGUUCUCCUCUGGAGAUCAGCCAGAUACUGGACUUUGCCAGGAAGCUCGACAUGUUGAAGAAGAACUUUAUAUGCUCACGAAACCUAUCAUCGGACACCAUCUCUGGUCUGAGCAACAUCCUUACACCACGUCAAGAGGCCAUGCUACUCGUCCGUAUACAUCUCAACACCACGUACGACUUUGCACAUAUGGAGCUGCUCAAGGAUGUGUGGACCAACAUUGCCAAUCAGAACAAGUCUACGGCGCCCAAGAACAUUGCUGAGGCUUUGGCCAAGUUCUCGGCGUCCGAGGCAGCCAACGUCAUGCCAACCGUUGAGCAGAUUGUCAAGCCACCUCAAUUCCAUCAGUACAAUCCAAAUCAGGUCAAGAAGGAGCGCGCUUCAAACUCGGACAAGAAGAAGAAGGCGGCAGCCGCUGGAGGUGGUUCGGCUGGAAGGAGUAGUGCCAAGUCAAAGGCGACCAACAACACAUCAUCAUCAAACACUAUCAUCAUCAACACUUCCAACAACAUCACCAACAAUAGCAAUACCAACAGCGGCUGUGGAAGUCUAGGGAAAGAGACAUCGUCCAAGAGUCCACCCGACCCAGUCUUCCAACCACCACCCCCUGAAGCCAUACCAUAUACAAGUUCGAACUCCAAGCAGUACCAAUGGUAUGUCUAUCCGAGUCCCCAGUAG